CACACCACCCCAGGCUGCUGAGGUUGGACACCCCACAGGCCCCAGCCACGUCUGGGGGAUCCUCGGUGAGGGCCAGAGGAGGCACAUGGCUGGGCUUCCCUGGGCAGGGCUUUGCCGAGCAAGAGAGAAGGAAAAGAGAGGCAGGGGCAGGUGGUGCUGCUGGGGACACAGGAGGACCCAAGACACAGAGCUGGGCCCGAAUCACCCUUCAUCUGGAGCAGCUCUGAGGGUGUCAGCUCAGAGUGUGCUGGGGCCGCCGAGAUGAUCCCCAGAUCUCAGGAGCAUCUGGGGGCUGGCUGGGGCUUCUGCCCCCAUUCCUCCUUGAGGAAACAGGCUCUGAGAGCUUCAGAGCCAAGCUCAGUAGCCCCAGUGGCCUGUGGCAGAGCAGAGACUGCUGAGGUUGGGGCCUGCUCAGCCACCCACCCUCUCCUGCCCACACCAUUCAGCAGGGUAAAUAGCCCACAUGACCCUCUCAGCCCCCUGGGGCUGCUGCAGGGAUUGGGGGAUCCUAACACCGCCAAAGGGAGGCUUAGGGAGCCCCAGGCCUGGCUUCGGGAGGGCAGAUGGCACCAGCGCCCCCAGCUGUCUCCUCGGCCCCGGCACCUCCCUCCAAACCUUGCUGCUGCUGACAACUCUCCGCGUAGCUGCAGGCUUUUCUUGGAGACUGGGUCUUGCCUCUUGAGUGUGAGUGUGUGUGUGCACACCUAUGCAGAGGUGAACGUGGAGUGGGACCAGCCAGGGACCAAGAGCAUCCCAGAGAGACCCAGGGCAUGGAGGGGGCCCAGGUCCUGCAGUCCAGGAUUACUGAUAAGUGUCCGCCGCUCUGUGAUCCCUGGAAUUCCAGAAACAGGCCUCCUGCUGAUCCAAUUAAUAAGUUUGCCCAUGUCUGUGUGCAGUGGGGAGCAGGCUGGUGGGGUGGUCAAAUUAGCAAAGCCAGCGUGGGUUCCUUGGUGGCCAGUAAUGAAGCCAGUAAUCAAAGUGCUGAAUCGCAACCUCUUCUCUCCUGGGCACCAGGGCGGGUGGCAGGCGCUGAAAGGUUAAUUUGAGAGUCCCAUGAGGAGCUCGCUCCUGGCUAUGGGGCCGGCCCACGGCCAUCUGUCUGCCCGUCCUGCCCCUGCACACUGACUGUGUGUGGAAGGGUGAGGCAGGGGUUCCAGGGCCAAGGUGCGCACAGCCCCACCCUCUGGCCAACCCCAUCUUCUCCAGAGGGAGAGAGGAGGGAGUAGUGAUCAGUGGUGACAGGCUGGUGCUGGGAAAGAGGAGCCCAGGCAGGGGUGCCAAGGAGCCUCCUGGGCCCACCGUGCAGCUCCCUGUGGCUCUCGGAGACAGCCCCCUGAGGCUCCCUGCUCUAGCACUGCUCUCCCACCAGAGCAACGGCCCCAAGCCCAAGCCAACUUCCCGAGCUCCUUGGUGUGAGCAUCUCUGCGGCCCCCAGGAAGAGGAUCAGAUACUUCAGCACAGGCUCAUGGCCUUCUGCCAGCUGACCCCAGGCCCACCUCUUGUCUGCACCCCCCACCAACUUCCAGGCCCCAGGCCCCAGGCCCCAGGCUCCGGCCACACCAAUCUCCAGGACGCGCCCUGGCCCCACCGGCAUGCUCCCAGCUGUGUGUCCUGCACACAAUGGCCCACCUCCCCACGGAUGGUUCUGACGUUGGUUUCAAGGAGGUCUUGGGCUGAGAGCAGAUGACAGCAGAUGAGACUGCCACAGGGCUGUGCAGCAGUCACGUGAAAGGAGUGGGCCUCGUGUGGUGGGUGGUCCUAGAAGGCAAGGCUCCUGGUAUACCCUGGAAGGAUGGGGAGAGAAAGAGAGGAGUCAAGGAUGCAUCAAGGCACGGGAGAGGACUUGUCUUGCUGCAGGGUGUUGGGGGAGGCUGUGGAUUUGUAGAGGCGAUGGGAGCUCAGCUGCGCCCUGCAGAUCUGUGCUGCCCAUGAGACAAAGGUGAGGCAGUGGAGUUGGGGAGCAGCCAAUGUCAGGGCCUCAGCAGAGAGAUGGUAUUUGCUGGCCGGGGUUGCCACUGGUGAGUGCACACAGGGAAGAAGAUGCUGGAGGCCAGAUCCCUGGGACGUGCUGGUGCCAGGAGGCCAGGAGAUGAGGAGCACCCCACAGAGGAGCCUGAGAAGGGGCAGCCGGAGAGCCCAGUGAGAGUGGGAGGUGCGGGAGCAGGGAGAGGCGGCAUGUCCCUGGCUGCUGAGGGCUCAGAUCAGGUGAAGGCUGAGACAGGACCAGUUCAGUGACAUGGAGGGGACAAGAUCCUGGUAGGCAUUGGUCCCAUCCCGGCAGGCUAGGAGUGAGGAGGCAGAGGCAGCAAGGUCGGACACUUCCAUUGAUCAGGGAACAGGGACUGUACCUGGAGGGUGAAGAGAGGGUUGUUCUCAAUAUGGGAAGAGCAACCACGAGUUUGCCUGCCAGAGAAUGACCGGGAAGCGAGGGAGAAACGGAUGGUUCAGGAGCGAGGGAGACUAGCUGGACCCCCACCUGCAUCUGGGGGAAGCCGGUGGCCACGGUCCGGCCCAGCUGAGGGCUGCUUGGCUGGUCUGUAAAUAACAGUGGGUGGCACUGGGUGUCGGGGCAGAUACUGGUAGGUGGGGCACGUGGAGGUGACAUCUGGGGAAGUUCUCUUUGGAUGGUUUCACUUCUCAGCAGAAAGGGAAGAAAAGGAAGCGAGAUCAUCAGCCUCAGUGGGGAUGGGGAGGAGGUGUUGGGAGUUGGGAGGCAGGAGGGGAAGGCGUGAAGUCACUUUCCAGGAAAGUCGGGGGGAAUGGCACAGGCAUGCCUAGGAUCCCUGAGUCGGUCUGUGGAUGAAUGGAGAGCGAGGCCAUCUGCCCACCGCUGUCUCCUGCCAUCCAUGUGGGUGCAGGAGCCCAGUGGAUGGAGAGAUUGUACCCUUAGUACAAUGAGGAGAGUGAUGGGGAGGAGGCCAUAAUGCUGUCAUUGGCUGCCAAGUGAGGGCAAGGCCGGUGAGGGGCUAUGAGAACCCCUGGUGGCAGUGAUAGAGUGAGGGGCAUCCUCAGGCCUGAGCUGGAAAGAGAGUGGGUGUCAGAAGUGGGACCACACGGGGUCCCCAUGGGUGGAGCACAGUGGGCAUCACAGAGGGUCUGGGAGCUGGGCCUGACUCCCCUCCCGCCUCUAGCACGGCAGCCCCCACCAUGGUGGUCAUCUCUCAGCAAGCAUGUAUUGUGUGUUUCUGCCCACUAGGCUCAGAGCCAGGGUCUCACAUUCCCUGCCCCGAUCCCUCCUUCCAGUCCUGGGCUCCGGAGGCCAAUGCACUCCCUGACCAUCUCUUCUCUGUAGGUUUUGUGGCUGGGAAGAGUCGGGCAGAGCCCACGCUGGGAUUGGGGGCCGGGGUUUGGCCCGCCCUGACUCAGGUGUGGUUGGAAGAGUCCGGCAGAGCCCACGCUGGGACUGGGGGCCUGGGUUUGGCCCACCCUGACUCAGGUGUGGCUGGAAGAGGCCUGCAGAGCCCACGCUGGGAUUAGGGGCCUGGCUUUGGCCUGCCCUGACUCGGGUGUGGUGCUUUCAGCCAUGCAGCUACCCAGGGCCUAGGCUCUUCCUCUAAAAUCCAGGUUGGAUGGAGAUCAGUGGGGACAGCAGUGGACUGUGACCUGCUGAGAGGAGGCAUGGAGGGAUGCCCAGGGACAUAGCCUGCUGCCCCGAGCAGCUCUGCCCCACCCACCCUCCUUGGACACCCAGCUGUCCCCUCACUAGGGGACAGAGUCCCCAGGCCUUCACCCUGCAGGCCUUUCCUGAAAUUGCAGCUGGGAGCUCAGAGCUAGCUGCACUCUCCCCAGGCACCUCCAGUCCUGCAGCAGGCACUGGGUCCCUGACCGGGAGGAGACAGCCCCUGUGCCCUGAUGAGGAGGAGACAGCCCUCAUGCCCUUGCACUGUAGUGCUGGGGUGAGGAUGGAGAAGAGGGCUCCUGACCCAGGGGGGAGGUCAGGGAGCCCUUCCUGGAGGAAGUAAACAGUGAACCAAAGUUCAGAGAGGGCAUGCUCUGAGCAGGGGGUCAGCCUGUGCCAAGGUCCGGGGUGACUGCAGCCGCCCCAUCUCCCUGCCUGGGUUGGCCUGCUUUGCCCUGGCCCUGGGCACGCGCUGGGUCUGCCCACCCUCCGAGGGCUCCCCAGGACAUGGUGUACCAGCUCCCAGCACGUGGUUCUGCAGAGAGAGGGGGGCAGCGGGGCAGAGCUGCGGCUGCCUGAUAAGAUGAGGUGAGAUGAAACAUUUCCUGCUGCAUCCUGACUCCAGUCUCCAGGCAGGAGGGAGCAGUGGCGCGGCCAGCCAGGUCAUCCCGGAGUCGAGGAGCCAAAGGGAGAGGUGUGGCCAGUGAAGGAGGGGGCAGGGGAGGGCAGGGGAGCAAGACGGGAGGCCUUGAGCCCAAGUCCACACCGUCAGGGUGGCCCCAAUUGAGCUGGUGAUGACCGAAGCUCACUCCUCUCCAGGCCACCCCUCCUGGCUGAGGGACCUAGCUCAGCACCAUGACAGUCUCCCCCCUCACUACAUACACAUAGGCCUACACACCGCGUACACACACACGCACAUGCAUGCGUGUGUCUUUCCCCCGGGGGCAGUUGCACAACAGCCAGCGGCCAUGGUGAUGACAUUCAGAGUCCUCUCUGUGCAGGUGGGGUCCCAGUAUCACUGCGGAGGUCAGCCACGGGAUUGCCCAGGCCUGGGCGGGCACGGCUAAGCCCAGAGCAGUGCCAGCAGUGACGGACUGUCCUAUUGGACUCCGGGGCCACCGUGGUUGACCCUCUAGCCACACAGGGAGGCAGACGGCAGCUCGUCAUAAUUGUCUUGCUGUGCGGGAGACACGCACCAGGAUGACUAAAGCGCUACUGUUCACAUUAAAAUCUGGCAUCUCAGUGUGAGGCUGGCCUGGAAUGGAACCCCAGCCGGGCUGUGUGACCUCGGACAGGCCCUGUUCCUUGAGCGCUGUGAACCUCAGUUUCCUCAUCUGGAAAAUGGGGUGGGGUACACACCUCCCUUUCGGGGGUCUGAGGACUAAAUGAAUGGGUGCACACGGUGGGCAGGGGCUGGGGUGCCCCCCACCUUCUGUUGGGAGUGGUCUGCUGUCAGCUUCCAGGCCACACAAAGGACAGAGUCAGCGCAGCAGGAGCAAGUUGGAGGGGACAGAGAGGCUCUGGAGGAAUGAGGGUGGCCAUGGGGGCAGGGAACACAGGUCACCGGCACAGGAGAGGCUCCGCCAGGCGAGGCGAUUCUGCCCACCCAGCCCGGGUUCCCACAGGGCUUGUUGCUGCUCCUUUGAUGGAAGGCUUGGGGCACGAGGCCUUCUGCAGGGAGACCCCAGAUGGCCCUGGCGGGGGGCAGAAGCAGCUCUGCGAGGACUCGGCCCCGGGCCCGUCCAAGGCAUCCCAAGGGUCUGAUGUGGGCUUCCUCCAGGGGCCAACUGGAGGUUCUGCUGGGAAAGACCAGGCGAGGUCGGAGCAGCUUUGGGGACAAAGACCUUCUCCCAGGGCUGAUAUCAACUCACUGGAGGCUGAGAGGGCUGCGCAGCCCCUGGGUGCCCUUGUGCCUCGGGCAGCCCCAAGUUCUGCAGGGCCGGCUGGCCAGGUCCUCGCCCUCGAUCUGGGACAGCGCGCUGCAGGAGCAGAAGGGCGAGCUGCGCAAGCGGCUGUCCUACACCACACACAAGCUCGAGAAGCUCGAGACCGAGUUCGACUCCACGCGCCACUACCUGGAGAUCGAGCUGCGGCGCGCGCAGGAGGAGCUGGAGAAGGUCACGGAGAAGCUGCGCAGGAUUCAGAGCAACUACAUGGCACUGCAGAGGAUCAACCAGGAGCUGGAGGACAAGCUGUACCGCAUGGGCCAGCACUAUGAGGAGGAGAAGCGUGCGCUGAGCCACGAGAUUGUUGCCCUCAACAGCCACCUGCUAGAAGCCAAGGUGACCAUCGACAAGCUGUCAGAGGACAACGAGCUCUAUAGGAAGGACUGCAAUCUAGCGGCCCAGCUGCUGCAGUGCAGCCAGACCUACGGCAGGGUCCACAAGGUGUCUGAGCUGCCCUCGGACUUCCAGGAGCGCGUGAGCCUGCACAUGGAGAAGCACGGCUGCAGCCUGCCAUCCCCGCUCUGCCACCCGACUUACGCCGACAGCGUCCCCACCUGCGUCAUUGCCAAGGUGCUGGAGAAGCCAGACCCCGCCAGCCUGUCCUCUCGCCUGUCCGAUGCCUCGGCCCGCGACCUGGCCUUCUGCGACGGGGUGGAGAAACCAGGCCCGCGGCCCCCCUACAAGGGAGACAUCUACUGCAGUGACACAGCCCUCUACUGCCCAGAGGAGCGGCGGCGAGACCGGCGACCUAGCGUGGACGCGCCCGUGACCGACGUGGGCUUCCUGCGGGCCCAGAACUCCACUGACAGCGCGGCGGAGGAGGAGGAGGAGGCCGAGGCGGCGGCCUUCCCGGCGGGCUUCCAGCACGAGGCCUUCCCCAGCUACGCGGGCUCACUGCCCACGUCCAGCUCCUACUCCAGCUUCAGCGCCACGUCGGAGGAGAAGGAGCACGCGCAGGCCAGCACGCUGACCGCGUCGCAGCAGGCGAUCUACCUGAACAGCCGCGACGAGCUCUUCGACCGCAAGCCACCUGCCGCCACCUACGAGGGCAGCCCUCGCUUUGCCAAGGCCACUGCCGCGGUGGCGGCCCCGCUGGAGGCCGAAGUGGCCCCAGGCUUCGGGCGGACCAUGUCACCGUACCCGGCCGAGACCUUCCGCUUCCCGGCCUCUCCGGGUCCCCAGCAGGCCCUGAUGCCCCCAAACCUGUGGAGCCUGCGGGCCAAGCCGGGGACCGCCCGGCUCCCCGGGGAGGACAUGAGGGGCCAGUGGCGUCCCCUGAGCGUGGAGGACAUCGGCGCCUACUCCUACCCCGUGAGCGCUGCCGGCCGCGCCUCCCCCUGCAGCUUCUCUGAACGCUACUACGGCGGGGCCGGGGGCAGCCCGGGCAAGAAGGCCGACGGCCGCGCCAGCCCGCUCUACGCCAGCUACAAGGCCGACAGCUUCUCCGAGGGGGACGACCUCUCCCAGGGCCACCUGGCAGAGCCCUGCUUCCUGCGGGCGGGCGGCGACCUGAGCCUCAGCCCCGGCCGCUCGGCUGACCCACUGCCCGGUUACGCACCCAGCGAGGGGGGGGACGGGGACAGGCUCGGGGUGCAGCUGUGUGGGGCCGCCAGCAGCCCUGAGCCCGAGCAGGGUUCCAGGGACUCCUUGGAGCCAAGCUCCAUGGAGGCCUCCCCGGAAAUGCAUCCUGCCGCCCGCCUCAGCCCCCAGCAGGCCUUUCCGCGGACUGGUGGCUCGGGGCUGAGCCGCAAGGACAGCCUCACCAAGGCCCAGCUCUACGGAACCUUGCUCAACUGAGCGCCUGCGUGCAGGCCUGGCCGUGGGCCCCUCCCCGCCAGCCCACGUGCCCUAGAGGGGCCGGCCUCACCUCUCCCCAGCCCCCGCUGUUCCCCCGCCCCUGCCAACAAUGAGGAGUCUGUUUCUCCCCGCACCUCCUCUCCUCCCCAACCCUGUAGGCCUGAGAGGAGGAUCCCCCAUACCACGGUGUCCACCCAGCCCCGCCCCGUGGAACUCCACUUAGAACGUUUUUCACACGUCCUUCCCCCAUGUGAGAGGAGCAUCCCCCCUUUUAUAAAGCGAAACUAUUUUUAUAGAGAAAAAGGGUCUUUCUUAACGCACUUGGCCUCCAGCUCCCUGGACGGCUGCCUUGGCGUUUUCAACACAAAGCUCCUUUAUUUUUUGGGUGAGGGUGCGUGGGGCCUGCCCCUUGGAAGGGAAGGGAAGGACGGUGUCCUGUGGAGACCAGACUCUGCAAGUGGGGAGACCACCACCGCAAGCCAGUGACAAGGGAACCCUGAAGUUGUGUCCACGAAGAGGGAGCUGAAACAAAUUCGGGGCUAUGAAGUGUUUUAAAAAUCCAUUUAUCGCAGUGUGGCCACCACACCACCCUGAGCCCUCCCACGGCCCAUAGUCCCAGGUGGGCCGGGAUGAUGCCCCAGUGCAGCCGGUGCUCAUCUCCGCCCCCGGGUCCACCCCGACACCGUCUUACGCUACCUCAGACAUGAUGAGGCCCUCCAUUCCUGGUUUCUGUAGCUUGCAUUCCUUUUGUCUCUGAUGCAUGCUCUGUCAGUUAGUACUGUAUUUUGCAUUCAUUAAUAAAAGACACCGGUGGAAAGAA
Messenger RNA from Symphalangus syndactylus (siamang), 8182 nucleotides. It is a transcript of the gene BEGAIN, whose product is annotated as brain enriched guanylate kinase associated. Lineage: Eukaryota; Metazoa; Chordata; Mammalia; Primates; Hylobatidae. Gene Ontology annotation, cellular component: synapse. The record is from RefSeq and is a predicted model, not a curated record.